This is a messenger RNA of Clonostachys solani, 1158 nucleotides long. NCBI's taxonomy places the organism in Eukaryota, Fungi, Ascomycota, Sordariomycetes, Hypocreales, Bionectriaceae. The record is from the annotation of a GenBank genome assembly.
AUGCCGGCUCUGUCCCCGACCAUGACUGAGGGCAACAUCGCGGCGUGGAACGUCAAGGAGGGCGACUCCUUCAGCGCCGGCGACGUCCUCCUCGAGAUCGAGACCGACAAGGCCACAAUGGAUGUGGAGGCCCAGGAGGACGGCGUCAUGUUCAAGAUCCUCUCCCAGGGCGGCGCCAAGGGCGUCCAGGUCGGAACUCGGAUCGCUGUCGUCGCCGAACCCAGCGACGACCUCUCCUCCCUCGAGGUCCCGGCCGAGGAGAAGGCCUCCCAGCCCGCCGGGAGCGCCCCCAAGGAAGGUGCCGCUGCUUCACAGGCCGGCAGCUCUGGCUCCUCCCAGGCCCAGUCCAGCGCAGUAAAGACCUCAGGCGGGGGCACCUACGAGCAUAAGCUGCCCCUGCUCCCCUCCACCGGCCACCUCGCCGCGCAGAAGGGUCUGAGCCAGGAGGAUCUGAGCAAGAUCAAGCCCACCGGGCCAAACGGUCGACUGCUGAAGGGCGACGUCCUGGCUUUCCUCGGAACCAUCGACGCCGAGGUCCCAGCCGCCAUCUCAUCCCGCUUCGAGAAGCUGGGACACCUCGACCUCAGCGACGUCAAGGUGGCCGCCCCCAAGAAGGAGGAGCCAGCCAAGAAGGAAGCUGCUCCCGCCCCCAAGGCCCCGGCCAUCGAGAACCUGGAGAUCAACGUCCCGGUCUCGCUGUCCAAGGUCGUCGAGGUCCAGAACAAGAUCAACGACACCCUCGGCGUCUUCCUACCCCUCUCCACCUUCAUCAGCCGCGCCGCCGACGUGGCCAACGCUGACCUCCCUCCUGCCUCGCGGCAGCCCACCGCCGAGGAGCUCUUUGACCAGGUCCUCGGGCUGGACAAGGUCAAGGCCGCCAAGGGCACCCGGGGCGUCUACCUGCCCCAAAUUUCUGCCAUUACCCCCUCCUCAUUUGUGUCCGCCUCCCCUUCCAAGAAGUCGGACAUUAUCGACAUCCUCACUGCCAAGCCUAAGAAGCGGGCUUCCCCGCCUGUCAUUCCCACAGUCCCCGGCCUGUCGAGCGGCGCCAAUGUCUUCAGCCUGGUUGUCCCCAAGGCCGAGGAGGAGAGGGCACAGGUGUUCCUGGAGCGAUGCAAGGCGAUUUUGGAGGAAGAGCCGGGACGGUUGGUGCUGUAG